AAGAAAACGAACCUUGGCAGUGUAAGCUUAGGCUAACAGGUUCCAUUAUGUUAGCUUAAUUGUAGGAUGUGCUUUACGUUCAAAUUUAGGCAAAGUCAAUAUAGGUAGGCCUAGCUUCUCAUUUUAGCCUAUUCAGCAAAUGUUAACAUUUUUAAAAGAAAUGUCUCAAAACAACCGAGGUAGGUAGUUGGCCCAAUGUUAUGUAAUAACUAAACCUCCUGGAUAAUUAAGAUUCUGGAUUAAAUGUCUUGUCACGAGUAUUCGUGUCAGUAGGCUAUGAUUAAACAGGACACAAGAUCAAUAAGUAGGCCUUUCAUAAAUGGUCAGGUGUGUUCAAAAUAAGUAAUGUUUAUGGUAAGGUUUGAGCUGGAAUUAUGCUUAAUUGCUGGGUGUCACUACUUCACCUCGCUCUGUUGUUUAAAACUAGGAAGGAGACAGAAAGAAUGUUUAGCAAAAAUGAGCGUUUACACCGUGCUGUGAACACUCCCCCAAAUACCUAGCUGUUGAUUUCAAAACGCAGGAAAACGUUGCGCAUCUUGAAUACGGUGCCGUGCACGAGGGCGGGUUUACGCAAGAAUCGUGGAAUCCUGACCAACCGCGGAGACGCAUUAUGUGGGCGAGGGUUGAAAAAAACACAUCUGAUCUUUUUAUGCAUUUUUUCACUCCGAGUGCGAGAGAGAUGGGCGUGACAACGGGCUGUCUGGACCACGAUUAGUCUCCUAGAGGAGUAGCUUACCAUCGCACAUCCGUGCAGCCGAUGACAACGGAGAGGCGAUGCGACCCGCUGGGUGUAAUGACCGUGCCAUAAAACUUAUCUUCGUGGGUUAUGGUUCUACCGCACAACGCCCUGGUUUGAGGCCGCACGGGGAUUGACAGUACAAGGGAAUCUACGUCAAAGGGUCCUCCAUCGCAAACAUCAGCGGCACUGCGUCCCCAGUGAGUGCAGUGGGGAUGGUUUUGGAGGGGAGCUCCGAGGCCCUGUGUCCCCCUCCGUCUCUGGAGUUGCGGCCGUCCUGCAACAAGAGCCAGGCCUCGCCCCCGCUGGGCUCCGGCUCCCAGCCCCACGACAGCCUCUUCCCCGGGGACAAGGAGCCCGUCAAGUACGGGGAACUCAUCGUCCUGGGGCACAAUGGGUCGCUGGCCAAUGGGGACAAGGGUCGCCGCAGGAGUCGGCUGGCCCUCUACAAGCGCCCCAAAGCCAACGGUGUCAAACCGGACGUCAUCCACAACGUCUCCACUCCUCUGGUGUCAAAGGCCCUUAGCAACAAAAGCCAGCACAGUAUCUCCUACACAUUAUCCAGGAGUCAGUCGGUGAUCGUGGAGUACACGCAUGACUCCAACACAGACAUGUUCCAGAUCGGGCGUUCCACAGAGAGCAUGAUCGACUUUGUGGUGACAGACACAGUCGGGAGUGGAGGAGGAGGAGGAGGAGGAGGAGGAGGAGGUGGUGGGGGUCAGGGAGCAGCGGUUGAGGGUGGAGGAGGCGGUGGAGGAGGCAACGGCCAGUCGGCCCAGAGCACCAUCUCACGCUACGCCUGCCGCAUCAUGUGUGAGCGUAGCGCCCCCUACACGGCGCGCAUCUACGCCGCCGGCUUCGACUCCUCCAAGAACAUCUUCCUCGGGGAGAGAGCUGCCAAAUGGCGAACGUCUGACGGCCUGAUGGACGGCCUGACGACCAACGGGGUCCUGGUGAUGCACCCGGCUGGCGAGUUCGUGUCAGAGCCGGCGCCUGGCGUGUGGCGGGAGAUCUCCGUGUGCGGGAACGUCUUCGCCCUCCGAGAGACGCGCUCUGCUCAGCAGCGGGGAAAGCUGGUGGAGAACGAGUCCAACACGCUGCAGGACGGCUCUCUGAUCGACCUGUGCGGCGCCACGCUGCUGUGGCGGACGCCGGCAGGCCUGCGCCACACGCCCACGCUCAAGCAGCUGGAGUCGCUGCGGCAGGAGCUGAACGCGGCGCGGCCGCAGUGCCCCGUGGGCUUCAACACGCUGGCCUUCCCCAGCCUGGCCCUGGCGCAGCGCGCCACCGUGGACAAGAAGCAGCCCUGGGUCUACAUGAACUGCGGCCACGUGCACGGCUACCACAACUGGGGCUUCCGCAAGGAGAAGGGCGCCUCGUCCGCCGGGGGAGGGGGAGGGUUUCACGGCGGGGGCGGGAUCGGCGGGAUCGGGGGGCUGGGCGGGGGUGGGGGCGGGGGCGGUGGCGCGGUCGGGGGAGCGGGGACGGCGCCCGUGGGCACGGGCGAGCGCGAGUGCCCCAUGUGCCGGCGCGUGGGCCCCUACGUGCCGCUGUGGAUGGGCUGCGAAGGCGGCCUGUACCUGGACGCGGGGCCGCCCACGCACGCCUUCUGCCCGUGCGGCCACGUGUGCUCGGAGAAGACGGCGGCGGGCUGGAGCCAGAUCCCGCUGCCCCACGGCACGCACGCCUUCCACGCCGCCUGCCCCUUCUGCGGCACCUGGCUGACCGGCGAGCACGGCCACGUCCGGCUCAUCUUUCAGGGGCCUGUCGAUUGAAAGGCAACCCACCCGCCCACGUCCCCCCUCCCAAUACCCCCCAACCCCCACCCGACACACGACCACCCUCUACCCUUACCAGCCCUCUGACCCCCAGCGCUUUCUCAACCCCCCGCCCCCCGCCCCCCAACCCCCUCAGUGACAUACUGCAAAUGACAAGGGGAGGGGACACGGUGGCAGAGGGAUUUCAAAACAUGCAAUGUUGGAGGAAAAGGAGGAAAAGGACAAAAGAUGGACAGGCUCAGAGUGCUGGACAAUGGAGACCGUCUCAUCGGCAUGGACUCGAUGAACUGAAGUAAUAGAAGGAACAGGGUGAGCAGAAAGGUGUUUUGAGAGGGAAAUCUGUAAAUAAAGUGGUAAAAUGGAAAA
Alosa sapidissima (American shad) is the source of this 2880-nucleotide messenger RNA. RefSeq names its product pellino E3 ubiquitin protein ligase family member 3 (gene peli3). The coding region runs from base 952 to 2511 and encodes 519 amino acids. The transcript is spliced from 7 exons. The record is from RefSeq and is a predicted model, not a curated record. Gene Ontology annotation, molecular function: ubiquitin protein ligase activity; protein binding. NCBI's taxonomy places the organism in Eukaryota, Metazoa, Chordata, Actinopteri, Clupeiformes, Clupeidae. Gene Ontology annotation, biological process: regulation of Toll signaling pathway; protein K63-linked ubiquitination.